UGUUUUUUUUUUUUAGAGAACUGGAAGAAGAUCAAUACUGGCCCAGUCUGCUUUGGAGCUCGAGAUAACUCAUAUGGGGCUUUCAAAAUCAGAGAGAGUGGGGUCAUUCGUACCUUUAAACUCGUUCAUCUGAAUGGGUCAGUUAGAUGUCACCGCGAUUACCCUCCUUCUUAUUGGGGAUGUGUGAAUCCCGUGUAUGGAGACACGAGACUCCUAACCGUCAUAACGUUCAAGAACGAAUCCCGUCUUUCGUUGGCAGAUUACAAGAAAAGAGGUUGUGACCGUCCAUAUAAGAUCGAAGGUGUAGGUGUUAAUGAGACCGAACUUUCAUUUAACAAACUCCCCUCUCCAAUAUCUGUGUCUGUUGGAGACGAGUUUCAAAUUUGGUACGUACAAGACUUACUUAACUGUUCAGAAGACAACAACAGCGGUCAGACAUGUGCUGAUGUUUAUGCGUGGUACGCGUGA
Messenger RNA from Porites lobata, 468 nucleotides. The record is from the annotation of a GenBank genome assembly. Lineage: Eukaryota; Metazoa; Cnidaria; Anthozoa; Scleractinia; Poritidae.